This is a messenger RNA of Cydia strobilella, 1115 nucleotides long. RefSeq names its product proton channel OtopLc-like. The record is from RefSeq and is a predicted model, not a curated record. The coding region runs from base 178 to 990 and encodes 270 amino acids. NCBI's taxonomy places the organism in Eukaryota, Metazoa, Arthropoda, Insecta, Lepidoptera, Tortricidae. Gene Ontology annotation, biological process: proton transmembrane transport. The transcript has 5 exons. Gene Ontology annotation, molecular function: proton channel activity. Gene Ontology annotation, cellular component: membrane.
CAUUUCUUUUUAGCUAAUAAUACUACAAACACUUCAGUACUCCCAGCUACGGCGGACUUUAACUGGCAUGAGACUUGCAGACCGACUGCAACUGCUGCAAAAAUAUUUGAUGAAUAUUCAGCAUAUUUGUACCCGUUUACAGUGGAAUUCAAUAUUUUAGUAGUUGGAAUCUUUUUCAUGGUUUGGAGAAAUAUUGGCAAAUGCCGACAUUCCUCAGAGGAAGUCCAAAAUUUCCAUCACUCAUUAUACGCACAGUCUAACGUCAGCGGGGAUGUAAAUAGUCCUCACGCUCUGGAGAUCCACAUCAGCUGUCGCAGCGCAUUUUGUGGACUCAUCUCUAGUUUUUUCACGAUAGUCCUACUCAUCGUUGCUAUUAUACUUAGCUUCGUGCUCGGCAAUAUAAGAAACGAGGACUUCCAAUACAUCAGCCAAUAUUUUGCUGACAUUGUGAAACUAACACUUCACAUAGUCAUGUUGGGAACCAGUGGAAUAGUUGUCUACAAGACGCAAUCCCUAGACAUCAACAAGCACCCAGUCCCUUGGCUAGAUGACGUGUUGUUAUACAUCUGCGUGCCUGCGUUUUUCCUAGAAUCGAUGCUGACCGUCAUUCCCGCUAUCACGACGUUGAGCAUAGUAAAAUUCCUAGAUACAAUCAUGAUGUCUUUACAAAUGGUAAUACAAAUCGCGUUCAUAAUUGACGGGUUGCGACGAUGCAGCAACUCUCGAAAACUGCGACGAAUCAAGCCUGGACGGGAACUUGUCCUAUUCUUACUCGUCACUAAUGUGUCAAUGUGGGUUAUGUAUACCUUCUCAUACCAGUCCCCGGAAAGCAAAGACGUGAGAUAUGAGUAUUACGGAAAAGAGAUGUGGCUAGCAAUCGGCCACCUUUGCCAACCCAUGAUAAUGUUCUUCCGGUUUCACUCGAGUGUAUGCAUAGCUGAUAUCUGGACUUAUGCAUAUAAACCAGGGAUUGAAGAUAACCGAUUUUAAUAAUUGACUGGAUUUCGAUUCUAGCUUUCACUAACAUUACCGCAUUUGAAAGCUCGAAAGUUUAAUUUUAAACACAGUACGGCUAUACCCUAUACCAAGUGCUAAGUCAAGUAUCACACACAUUG